Molecule: messenger RNA, 4688 nt
Organism: Anopheles funestus (African malaria mosquito)
Lineage: Eukaryota; Metazoa; Arthropoda; Insecta; Diptera; Culicidae
Product: choline/ethanolamine kinase
Exons: 7
Coding region: 1313-2956 (547 amino acids)
Biological process (GO): CDP-choline pathway; phosphatidylethanolamine biosynthetic process
Cellular component (GO): cytoplasm
Molecular function (GO): ethanolamine kinase activity; choline kinase activity
Source: RefSeq, a predicted model, not a curated record
UCUAGUCCGGUUUUGUUGAAGUUCGAUGAUGAAAAAAGGUUUAUUAUUUGGUUUUGAUUUGUAAAACAAAUUACUUAUUAUUUCGUUUCCUCUUCAAACGAUCGAUGGAUUAUCUUCUUCUAACCCAAUUACAUUGUAUGACCAAAUAGAUUGAGUAAUACAUUUUGGCCAAUACAGAUAUCUGCGUACUGGCACAUUACAGCAGCGCUAUUGAUUUGAUUACGCUUCCACGUGUUUUUGUUUACUUUCCUCAUUCGGUUGGCCACCUGUCGGGAAUGCGGCACCGUCACUUUAACCGCUACGUCACGUUAUUACGUUACGAAUCCUUGCCGAUUAUGUGUGCGUGUUUUUUCUGUUGAGUGUGUGUUAAUGUCUGUGAGAAGCAGGAUAGCAAUUUGCUUCCACUCGACGAAGGGGAUGACAUUUGUAGGGAUUGAAGUCAGUCAGACAGCUGUUGUUUACGUCGUUUUAAAACCGAUGAUGAAACAAACCGAAUAGCCGCAGAAUGUCGCACAAGCAUCGGUAGAGCAGAGUUUUGCAAAGGACAAGGGAAAACCCGACAGACUUCGGUGAAUCCGAACGCUUGCCUAUUGGGGACACGCAUGCGCCGCCCGACGGUGGACUGGUUUCGGGGUCGAAUGGCUACGGUGUUUGGCGAUGCAAUGCAACCUAUCCACCCCGGAGGCGACGCCAUCCGGCUAUGACUUUCGAAAACUUUUACAUCACAGGUUACAAUUGAAAUGUUUUGCAGCAGAGAUAGUUUUAAUUUUAUGGAUGUUUCAUAUAUAACUUAUAUAGUCCCAAAUGAUGCAACACACGAUUUAGAUACUUUUCUGCUAGUGUGGGAUGCAUCCUUACAACGAAGAUAGAUAUAUUGAUUUUUGCCAAAUAUUCAACAUUUUACUCUCGGGGCCUACAGACACGUAUACCUCUACCUAUGGUCGGCAGUAUUUUAUGUACCAUUGAAUUGAAAAGACCGCAUAUUUAGCUUCUGUUGUUGUAUCAGUUGUGUUAAGGAAGUAAAACUAAAAAUCCAUCCUUGUCUACUAACAGCAAAAGAUUGGAAGCCCAUACAGUGAUAAACAUUUUUCAUCUCCACAAACAUUGGAAACAAGCGAAGGAUAAUUAGUGUACCUAAUACCUACGUAGCGAGCACCACUAGAGCUUUUUCCUUCGUCAAAUUGCUAGUUGAGGAUAGGGUGUGACUACUCUUGUCAAGCAAAGCACACUGAUUCUUUCGCUACACCUUAAACUUAGCAUUCUUUUGAGUUGUCUUACUUAUAGUGCGGCUACGGCCAAUUCUCCUACCGAGAUGCGCGACAUUGCGGCUCGGAUCUGUCGGGACUAUCUGACCGGUGCCUGGAAAACCAUAUCCGCCGAUGAGCUGCAGCUGAAGCGAAUUAGCGGUGGGCUCUCCAACUUUCUGUACUACGUCAGCCUGCCGGAACAUCACUAUUACAGCAACAAUAACAAUGGUGGUACGAAAUCGAACCCUGGCUCGCGUAGAGGUUCCUUCGCUACGGAACGUCACACCGUCACAAAGACGUCCAGCAACAACAAGCCACGGAAUGGUAGUAAGCGUGCCCGUAAGGAUAGCUGCACCGGUAUGCUAGAACCGAAGGAGGUGCUGUUAAGAAUAUACGGCCAAACCCAUGGUGAACACGCGCUGGAAACAAUGCUUACCGAAUCGGUAGUGUUUACGCUUCUAAGUGAACGCAAACUCGGCCCGAAACUGCACGGUAUCUUUCCUGGUGGACGUAUCGAACAGUACAUACCGGCGCGGGCCCUGCUGACUGCCGAACUGAGCGAUACCAAAAUUUCGCUCAAAGUCGCAGAAAAGAUGGCUGCCAUCCACAGCAUGGACAUACCAGUUUCGAAGGAACCGGACUGGAUCUGGAACACGAUGAACCGCUGGCUGAAGGGCGUUACGGGAACGCUCAAAACGCUGGAACGCGAUCGAGCGAAUGGCAAUGUGAAGAAGGGCAACGGGGACGAAACGGGCCGGUCCGAUGAGGACGAACGCAUUCUAACCGAGAUGGAUCUGGCGGGUGAGGUUGAGUGGUUACGAUCGGUGGUUGAGAGCGAAGAUUUUCCGGUCGUGUUUUGUCACAACGAUUUGCAGGAAGGCAACAUACUGCUGCGACAAGAUUAUCCGUCGAUGCAUGACAAUUCCUAUCGCGAAUGCACGACUUUGGAUAACUUUGACGAAUCGACCCAGCUGGAUUCGCAUUUCAGUAGCAUCCUAAUAUCGAACGGAGUGGUGUCAAACAAUGAAUCAAUUAAUCCAUCGGACGGUGGCAAUAUGAAUCUUAACCGCAUUUCACGGAAACGUUCGUUGGAUCAUGAUUCAAUGGAGAACGAUCUGGAUAAUACGCGCGAUUCCGUGCUGAGCGGCAACUCGCAGGCCCUUUCGGAUGCAAACUCCGCUGCGGACGGUGAACCAGAACUGAUGAUCAUUGACUUCGAGUACUGUGCCUACAAUUAUCGCGGUUUCGAUUUAGCCAACCACUUCCUCGAGUAUACGUUCGAUUACACCAAUGCGCAGGCACCGUAUUUCUACCACAAACUGGACCAGUAUCCUUCCGUCGAACAGCAGGAGAAGUUCAUCGUGCAGUACCUGAGUCACCUAUCGGCACCGAUGGACGAUGGUCUGGAGAUUAGCGAUCGUGACGAUCCUACCGAGGAGGAAGAACGCCCGAAAGUGAGUUCGAUGGGAGGCAGUGAAAUUGACGAGAUUGAGCAGGUCCGUCGGGAAGUGCAGUGCUUCACCAUGGCGUCUCAUCUGUUCUGGAGCCUUUGGGCAAUCGUGAACGUAUAUCAGGAGAUCGAGUUUGGCUACAUGGAGUACGCAAUUUGCCGACUAAAGCAGUACCAGCAAGCGAAACAGAGCUACAUUGAAACGAUGCACAUCGGCAGUCCUGGAGAGCAAACUCCACCCGUGGAUCCAGAAAAAUGAGUUGAGCGCAACUGAAGAACGAACGGCGGGGGGUUUGUUGGAAGAGGGGAGUGGCGUGCCGGGAAAGGUUGAUGUGAAAAGAAAGAUUUUACAUUGAGACAAAUUUUGAAUCUCGUACCGGUCACUUUCAGAUAUUGUUCGAAAAAAAAACUGUCGUUUCAUCUGACCAUCGCUCACCCUUUUUCCCACGCCCGUCAGAGGCUGUGCUUGUGUCUGAAUUAAUUGGCUGUAAGACUCUUGAGUAAACUAUUGAAACAAACAAAAAACAAAUCUUACCAGUUAUCAAAGGCCGAGAUUAUCAAUGCAAUCGGGGUUUCGGCUUAUUUCGCGUAUUUUCCAGCGAGCAGCUCAUAAAUGCACGCACACGCUCACUUGCGGUAGCACAGACGCCAUGUUGGAACAGAGAGCGUUAAUUAGUUUUAGUACAUGAUGAAGAAGAAGGUCCUGGGAGAUAAACGAUAGUUUUCGGUUGUAAAGAACGCGCGAUACAGUGAGCAAUGUUGCCAAGAUUUUGAAAGGGGUUAUGGCGGUCAUAGGAGAAUAGCGCGAUAUUAGGAAAUGUCCAAAGCGGUUGUCAUUGUUGUGAAACAGUAUUAGUUGCUAUAACGAGAUGCUAACUUCUGUGGUAAUUCUUAGAUUCUAUGUACAUGUCCUAUCGGGUUUUGGUUUGCUCAAUUACAACUGCUACUAUCCGUUAUGGCUAUUUAUUUUCCUUUUUUGCUGUACAUAUACUUUAGUCACAGAAUUCGUGGAUGCAGUGUACUACCAUAAACGCGACUGUCUCCCAUGACGGUCUCUUGUCAAAUGUCGCAAAACAAUUCACGCUGGCGUGUUCUGCAUCAAGUUGGCCGGGAAAGAUAUUUUCAAUGCUAAUCAACUGUUCUUCUAUACAAGAAACCACAUCCUGAGCAAAAGGUGAUAUGACGAAUUUAUACCGAUAUAACGUUUGUCUGUUUUUACUAUUUUUAAUUUCGUGCUUAAACAAAGGAGAAGUUUGUAAUUUUGCAAUAAAUGUGUAACAUUUUGAUUUCCAGCUUUAUAUUAUUACGAUUUUAGCACUAGAAUGUGUGUUUGUGUAUCGCGGUGUGUGAAGUUUAGCGAAAUAGUUGAUGUGUGAUGUCAAACACAGGAAUAUGUAGGAAAGUGUAGGGCAACUUAUGACUGAUGUUUAGAAGAAGACGCUAAGCCCCGAACUCUAGCUCUGGUAGUUUUAAAGAUGAAGCUAAGAAGGAAUAACAAAUGUUUGAAAGAAAAGUCCACUUUAAAAAGCGCCUAAAACUGCAUACUGUAAAGUUGUGUGUAGUAGUCCCAAACAUAUCGAACACAUAUACGAGCUAUAUAUACUAGUACGGUUUAGGAUAGAAGAUAAUUAACACCGGUGAGAAAUCCAUUCAUGGUCAUGCACUUUCUUUUUAGCAAUCAAAUCUUAACGUACUUGUACAAGUAAACAUCACUUUAAACUGCAACACGACCAAAUAGAAGGGCAUGGUAAAGUUUAACAUUAUUCCAUUUCCGCAAUUUGUUAAGAAGCAGAACAACACAUUUGGGCCUAAUGCAGAGUAAUUUGGGAAGCGUACGAACGAACAUAUGUUAUUUAGCUAGCGCUAGCGUAAUCGACAACGCGUACAAAAGGAACCAUUAUCAUCGGUUCAGCGUUUCGUAGUGUAAUUAGAAAAUCUUUCACACUCCUUUAUGCUUAUAUACAAUAAAUAUCUUUUCAGUACACCUUUAA